CACAACAAUCAGUAAUGAUUAAAUGAGUUUUCAAACGGGAUGAUUUAAAAGUGCAUUGCUCCAGUGGCUUCGCAAUAUCGGAAGAAAGAGCGUUCCAGACGUACCUGGGCCUCCUCGGGCUCACGGGCUGUGGUGCAGUUUCACCGCCUGCACGCUUGAUGAGCUCCACCACUGCCUCCGAUCGAAUCACCCGGAAUCUGCCCGAUCCUCUCGGAUCCCGAAAGCCAGAAGUGGGAAACUAAGCGGGCUUGAGCCUGGAUAGGGCCUGGGCGGGCGAUGACCACGCGCAGAAUGGGUUGUGCCUACGUGCCGUCGCUCACGAUGCCCGGCGUGCCGAGAGGCUCUUCGCGGACGCGCGCCGAAACGUCGGACAUCGUGCCGAAAAACGCGCGGUACAACCCCACCUCCCCCCACCCCCGGCGACCGAUAACACAUCGGAGAUGCGGUGAGGCGUGGUCCGAGCCAUCACCGGCCUGCCCGUGGCCCCGCCUGCGAGCCACAGGCACGUGCUGAUGCAAGACGCUCGACUGCUGGGGCGCUUCCCGUUCGCCGCCGACGAGGGGAGCCGCGCGACGUUCGCCGACUACUCGGGCAGCUGCUCGGAUCAGCCGCCCCACUCCUGGUUCCUGCUCUUCAGGGCGGUGUUCCGCGUGCCCGAGGAGACUCGCCUCUCCGCGGAGCUCCACUCGCCCGCUCCGCGCUCAUCACUCCACAUCGUCGACAAUGACACGGGGCGACUGCUGCACCGCAGCGGCCGUGGCGGCCCCCGCUGCCUGGUCAGGUCGGCCGUGUUCGCUCCCAACAAGAGCGGCUACACGUUUGUGGGCGACGCGGAGAGCGGGGAGUCCCCUGUGGGCGGGGGCGGGCGCUGGCGCCUGCGCAUCGUGGGCUCGGGCGGCCAGCUGCCCGUGCCCGAGCGCGAGCCGAUCGCCGUCGCCUUCGCCGCCCGCGACGUUCGGGAACACUACGUCCCCGGCGAGCAGGGGCUCGCGAUGAGGUACCGCAUGAAAGCGAGCGUGGACCAGCUGGUGUCUCUGCGCGUGCACGCGUCGCUGGCGAGCGCACGCCUCUCGCUGGCGCUGCUGGAGGGCGAGAGGACGGUGGCGAGCGCCACGGGUCGCGGCGACGCCGCCAUCGUCGCCGCGGCGCUGCGGGGAGCCCGGCGCCGCUCGGCCACCCAGCGCGCUCCGGCCAGUAACGGCGGUGCCAAGUCUCCAACCCCCAUGAACCCGGCUCCGCCGCCCGUCAGGAAGUCCGGCGGUGGGCACAAGACGGGAAGGGCGACGGCGGCGUCGUCGUCGUCAGCGUCGUCGUCCACGACGACGUCGCGGCCCCCCAGCGGCCUGGCUCCCGCGCCACCGCAGUCCGAAGCGGAGGCUCGAACUCAGACCCUGGCGGCUCCGGAGAUGCUGCGAGCUGAGCCUGAGCAGCCGGCGCCCGUGUACGUGCUGGAGAUGCGGGUGCUGUGCGACUCGUGGCCGCUCAGCGACGACGACAACGCGUUCGCGGAGACGCUGCGCGAGAAGGAGCGCGCCGAGCUCAAGCUGGUCGUGGAGAAGCCGGAGGAGCAAUCGGCGGGCACGGAGGAGGCGCCCGCCUCGGUGGCGCAGGCAGAUGCCCCGCGGGGGAGCGCCGCCGGUGCCGGCGGCAGUUCCACCGCGAGGACGACACGGCGCGGCAAAGGGGCUGGCGACAAGGACCGCGGCAAGCAGGGCGGCGCGCCGGCCGACGCACAGCCUGCGUUGGAGGUGGGCCGCCCGCACUGGACGCUGCGCGUGCUGAGCGACGCGACGGAGGAGCCGCUCACGCUGUGGCGUGACACCGACCGGGCCGACGGCGCCCGCCACGUCAAGCUCGCAUGGGAGCUCGCCGAGCCCGGGAGGGCGGCCAAGGCGCUGAAGGCUCGGCGGGAAUUCCUGAGCAAGAUGCGCGCCGCUCAGACACCAGCCCCACCGCCCACGGGAGAAGUGACGCCGUCGCCACUCGCCGACGAGAGCGGAGGGCAAGCGGCAGGCGGGCCGCGCGAUGAGCCUCCUGCCGAGCCGCUUCGCCUGACCUUCGACCCCUCGCCCUUCUUCAGGGGCUCGUGUGUGGAGGCCGCGGUGAAGGACCGGGCGACGGUGCAGGAGGAGGAGCAGAGGCGCGCCGAAGAAGAGAUCCGCCAAUUCCGGCAGAGACGCGAGGAGCUGCUGGAGAGGAGGGAGAGGGGCAGGAAGGAGAGGGCAGAGGACGCCGCUAGGCUGACGACGAUUUACGAGCAGCUGCAGGCGGCCGUGCGCGAGGCGCGGUGCAGGGCGCUGGCCCCGCGCGAGAUCUUCGUGGAGCGGCUGGAGGAGGCGGCGCGGCUCCACGCGGCCGAGAAGGAGGCACGGGAAGCGGCGCUCCGAGCACCGCAGCCGGCGCCGAGCCCCAAAUCGGCGCGCAAGCGGAGCCCCAAGGGCAGCGCCGUCAAGAAGAGGGGGCAGUAGAGGAGGGCAGGGGGUGGGUGGGUGGGUGGCUGGGUGGGUUGGGGACGUUGGCGGUAGUGCAACGGUUAGUAGUAAUGGUAUAUUUUGAAUUACCCUGUGAGCCAAGAAGCUCUUAAUUCGGGUGUCAUCAACAAAAAAACAACACCGCCGACCCGAAGUUCGAUUCCCGCUCACGGCCUACACCAGUGACGAUUAUCUGAACCGGUCCUGGGCCUCCGCUAGGUGGACUCAGCCUCAAAUGAGUACGUGGUGCGG
This is a messenger RNA of Petromyzon marinus (sea lamprey), 2723 nucleotides long. RefSeq names its product androglobin (gene ADGB). Lineage: Eukaryota; Metazoa; Chordata; Hyperoartia; Petromyzontiformes; Petromyzontidae. Gene Ontology annotation, molecular function: calcium-dependent cysteine-type endopeptidase activity. Gene Ontology annotation, biological process: proteolysis. The record is from RefSeq and is a predicted model, not a curated record.